Lodderomyces elongisporus is the source of this 1740-nucleotide messenger RNA. It is a transcript of the gene FCY24, whose product is annotated as Fcy24p. Gene Ontology annotation, biological process: transmembrane transport. Gene Ontology annotation, cellular component: fungal-type vacuole membrane; plasma membrane. Gene Ontology annotation, molecular function: transmembrane transporter activity. The transcript has a single exon. NCBI's taxonomy places the organism in Eukaryota, Fungi, Ascomycota, Pichiomycetes, Serinales, Debaryomycetaceae. Bases 1 to 1740 code for a protein of 579 amino acids. The record is from RefSeq and is a predicted model, not a curated record.
AUGAAGGCACAGCAGGACAAUCAGAGUAUCAGGAAAGAUCAAACAGACUUUGAAUCAGUCGCCUCUACUGAACAACUGGAGUCACUAAGCUAUCACAAGUUUUCAAAGUAUAUCAAAUGGAUAUAUCAACUUGAUUCUCUUGGGAUUGAAACCAGAGGUAUUGAAAGGGUCUCGCCUGAGGAAAGGGAGGAAUUUGCUAAAUCAAAGUCUACAACAAUACAACUUCUUGAAGUGGUUGGGCUUUGGUGGGCUGCAUGUGGUGGCUUAACUUCAAUGUCGUCGUUUUUCUUGCCGACGCUAUUGUUUAGUUUGAACUUGAAGGAUUCCUUAGUUUGUGGUUUGAUUUCAAUGAAUAUUGGAUGCUUGGCUGCUGCAUAUUGCUCCACAAUGGGUCCCAAGUCUGGUUGUAGACAAAUGGUUACUGCACGGUUUAUUUUUGGCGAAUGGGGUGUUAUCGUUGUUGCCGUGAUUGCCAUUGUUGGUGGUAUUGGAUGGUCAGUAGUGAACUGUGUGUUGGGCGGUCAAAUCUUACUGGCCAUGAACCACUCUAUAAGCUUGAGUGUUGGUAUUGUUGUUGUUGCGAUAAUAAGUUUGGUUGUUGCAGUGUUUGGUAUCAAGUUUGUUUUGAGGUUUCAAACGUUAUUAUCAAUUCCCAUAUUUGUGAGCACGAUAUUUUUCUACGUUGAUGUAUGCAAAAAGAUUGGGUAUGUUGGUCAAGCCAACAGUAUGAUUGAUGAUUUGGGAAUUGAUAAGUUGACAUGGCAAGGUAAUUGGUUAUCUUUUUUCGCAAUUGGAUAUUCGGUGACUGCCACCUGGGGAAGUUGUGCAUCAGAUUAUUAUAUUCUUUUCCCUGAAAGCACUUCUUCGACAAGGGUGUUUUUCAUUACGUUUCUUGGAAUAGCUAUUCCAACUACACUUGUUGCUAUUCCAGCAACCAUUUGUGGGACGAUAGCAUAUUCCUAUGGACCUUGGCUGGAAGCUUACAAUCGAAACGGUGUUGGUGAAUUGAUUUUUGAGGCAUUUGACCAGUCCAAGGCGCUUACUUCACUAUUGUUUUUAUCGUUGAUUACAAACAAUAUUAUGAAUACGUAUUCUGUGGCAUUUGAGUUUCAAUUGAUUAACAAGUUUCUAGUGUUUGUCCCCAGGUGGGUUUGGGCAACACUUGUUUCUGUCAUUUAUAUCGUGUUAUCCCUUGUUGGUAAGGAGCAUUUCUCGACAAUCUUGAGUAAUUUCUUGCCGAUGUUGGGUUAUUGGAUUUCGAUGUAUAUUGCUUUGUUGCUUGAGGAAAAUUUAUUCUUUAGAUCAACGGUCACUGUUCGAAAGUUUCAUGAACGGGAGUUUGAGGUUGGCUCUAGUUCUGACUCUGAAUUUGGAGUAGGAGUGGAUGGUGAUUUUGGACAGAAUCUGGGACAGAAUCUAGGACAAAAUGUGGCAAAAGAUUAUGGAAAUGGAUAUGGUAUAGAUGCUUCUCGUGAUAGCGACCAGGAGCUCAAAAAUCUUUACAAUUGGAAAAAUUGGAAUCGACCAAAUGGUAGGACAAUGGGUAUUGCUGCCUGUAUUGCUUUUUGUUGUGGUGUUGCGGGUGCUGUUGUCGGGAUGAAUCAAGUAUAUUAUCGUGGUCCAUUGGCUGCCAAAAUUGGCGAGUAUGGUGGAGAUUUAGGAAUGUUUUUGGCUUUUGGAUUUACUGGUAUUACUUACCCAUGUGUGAGGUACCUUGAACUCAAGAGGUUUAAGAGAUAG